UAGAAUAUAGAAUGAAAAGGCGGGGUGAGGCAUUUCUUGAAGAAAAGCAUGAAAUUAGAGUAAUGAAAAUCCAAAUUCCCGGAGGUGGAGAUCCAAAAACAUGAUUUUAGGCUUUCAGAGCUUCAUUAAUCUUACACAUUUUGCAGUAACUCCUCUGAGUUUGAGAGCCAGAACGUUGGUUUAUCUGAAAGCUAGAACAACAGGGUCUCAAAGACUCGUUUGCUACUCAUCGGAGAUCGAAUCGUCAUCAACUCUUACUAGCAAGAAAGUUAAGAAAGAGAGUAGUUCCAUGAGUAGUAGGCCAAAUACCAAAAAGGGUGUUAUCGAGGAAAAUGCAUCCAGAACCCAAUCGAUUGAAAUUCAGAGCAUCAGGGAUGAUCCGGCUAAAGUCAAGGCAAUGACGGUCCAAGAACUGACAACAACAUUAAGGAGUGUUGGAGUCCCUGCCAAAGGCUGUAAACGAGAUCUCGUGUUGGCAUUGAAAUCGUUCCUGGACAAUAAAGCCUCUGAUGAAAGUUCUCAGGCAGAAGAACAGCUGGAAUUAAAUAUUUUGUCCAAGAGGAAGGCCAAGAAUUUAUCUGUUGAAGACCAUGAGCAAAAUGUCAACAUUGUUUCAGAUGCUUCUGGGCUUAAACAGAGUAAGAGAAGGGCAAAACAGUCUCCUGUUGAGGCUAAAAUUGAGGUCAAUACUGAAAUCAUCAAUGAAAAAGAGAAGCCAUCAAUCAAAAAUAAGGAGGCUUCAGGCAACAAGCUCUAUCAGGGGGAGAGAAAAGCAUCCUCAAGAAGUAGUAUCAAACAGAUUGCAGUUACUGAAAGAAUUGAUAUAUCUAUGAACGAACCUGAACCAUGGACUGUUCUUACCCACAAGAAGCCUCAAGAGGGCUGGAUUCCAUAUAACCCCAGGACCAUGAGGCCUCCUCCUCUUACAGGGGAUGCCAAGUUUGUAAAACUAAUGUCUUGGAAUGUUAAUGGGUUAAGAGGCUUGCUGAAAUCGAAGGGCUUCUCUGCACUGAAACUGGCACAAAGAGAAGAUUUUGAUGUUUUGUCUCUGCAAGAGACCAAACUGCAGGAGAAGGAUGUGGAAGCAAUCAAACAGAGUGUCAUAGAGGGCUAUGAGAAUAGUUUUUGGACAUGUAGUGUUUCCAAACUUGGAUAUUCUGGUACUGCAAUUAUUUCACGGAUAAAGCCACUUUCAGUCAGAUAUGGUCUAGGCAUAUCAGAUCAUGAUAGUGAAGGACGGCUCCUGACAGCAGAGUUUGAAUCUUUUUAUUUGUUAAGUGGAUAUGUUCCUAAUUCUGGAGAUGGUUUGAAAAGACUGUCAUAUAGGGUUACACAAUGGGAUUCAGCUCUUGGAAGUUAUAUGAAAGAGCUCGAAAAGUCAAAACCUGUCAUUUUGACUGGUGAUCUAAACUGUGCUCAUCAAGAGAUAGACAUUCAUGAUCCUGCUGGAAAUAGAAGAAGUGCUGGGUUUACUGACGAAGAAAGACAAUCGUUGGAGAAGAAUUUCUUAUCAAAGGGUUUUGUGGAUAGCUUUAGAAAACAACACCCUGGUGUUGUUGGCUAUACUUACUGGGGUUAUAGGAAUGGCUGCCGCAAAUCUAAUAAAGGGUGGCGGCUGGACUACUUCCUUGUCUCAGAAUCCAUAGCUGACAAGGUUCAUGACUCAUACAUCCUCCCUGACAUUGGUGGAAGUGAUCAUUGUCCAAUUGGCCUCGUUCUCAAGCUCUAGUUUUAGUUUUGCAAACAGCAGCUUGUCCAAUUGCUGAGGCGAUUUGGAUUGGAUAUUUUGGUGAUCAGCACAAAAUCACACCUUGGGAACAGAUUUUCAUGGUGAUGAGGGUAAAAACACAGAAGUCAGAUUUUAAUGGAAGACUCUUAUUUACGGUUUUGGCAUCAAUUUUUAAUUUUUCCCUGGAAAUCAUUGAAACUUGUGUAUGGGAGAAAUUAGGAGGAAUUUUGUUGAAAUUUACCUGGUCUCAAAGACCACAAGAUUUAGCUAUGGUAAUAAUCGCUGAUCAUAUUUGGGACUGGCCUCUGUAGCCACUAUUGUUUUUUGAGCCUUGCCAUGUAGUGGAAGUUGUAAGGUUAGUAGGGUACUA
Vitis vinifera (wine grape) is the source of this 2099-nucleotide messenger RNA. RefSeq names its product DNA-(apurinic or apyrimidinic site) endonuclease, chloroplastic. Gene Ontology annotation, cellular component: nucleus. The record is from RefSeq and is a predicted model, not a curated record. Gene Ontology annotation, biological process: base-excision repair. Bases 101 to 1729 code for a protein of 542 amino acids. NCBI's taxonomy places the organism in Eukaryota, Viridiplantae, Streptophyta, Magnoliopsida, Vitales, Vitaceae. The transcript has 12 exons. Gene Ontology annotation, molecular function: endonuclease activity; double-stranded DNA 3'-5' DNA exonuclease activity; phosphoric diester hydrolase activity.